Messenger RNA from Radiomyces spectabilis, 567 nucleotides. RefSeq lists its product as uncharacterized. The record is from RefSeq and is a predicted model, not a curated record. The transcript is spliced from 2 exons. Lineage: Eukaryota; Fungi; Mucoromycota; Mucoromycetes; Mucorales; Radiomycetaceae. Bases 1 to 567 code for a protein of 188 amino acids.
AUGAGUCUAAAAUACGGUUACGAACUUGAUGAAAAUGCAGGUGAUCAGCUUGGCCAUCUCGUUGUUCCACCUCUCUUGAAGGAAAAAAUCACCCUUUCCGGUAUCAACAACACAAACCGAUGGGUGUUUUACGGAACUCGACCAGAAAUUCUAGAAUGGUUCCGCCAACAUACAAACAUUGAAUUUGAAAAUACAAUGUUUACGGGAGGUCAACCCGAAACGUUCAAGACAGACGCAGAGUUGGUGAUUGAUCUGAUGUACUACAAGGACCCGGAACAAUCCACGGUGCAAUACUUGAAGUCAUUUGUGGUCACUGAUUAUGAGAACGAGCGUGUCAAGGUGGAAGUCCGACCAAGGGUUGACAGUCGAGAUCAAGCUAUCCAGACACUGUGUCGAGUGAUCGUGCGGAGUGGUGUGAAAGCAGGCGAUAUUGUCGCUGACCUAGAAAGAGAAUGGUACAAACCGGUACCAUCCUUUGCCCGUCAAACCAUGGACUUGAUCAACGAUAACCCCGGUCCAGUAACAGUGCUGAGUGCCGAUGCUCCUCGAUCAGUUAGCACUAGCUAA